Brenthis ino (lesser marbled fritillary) is the source of this 657-nucleotide messenger RNA. NCBI's taxonomy places the organism in Eukaryota, Metazoa, Arthropoda, Insecta, Lepidoptera, Nymphalidae. The record is from the annotation of a GenBank genome assembly.
AUGAGCUACAGAGAUUCCUAUUCACUGUUUCCAAGAUAUCAUUCAUACUGUGCAGCUAAAGAACAACGAGUAGGCUCCUACCUUAGGACAUUAAUGAGCUAUGGGUCACCACAGUCUUCAGUGUUAAGUUCGCUGUCUUCCUUUCGAUCCCGGCCGUACACAAGUGUGGGGCUGACAUACAGUCCUACACCAGAUGUAAAUGAAGUUUAUCCAGGACUGUUUGUCGGAGAUGCGGUUGCUGCAAAAGACAAAGCGUUUCUUUGUCGCAUGGGUAUCAACUACGUACUAAAUACUGCAGAGGGAAAACGUUACACGCAAGUUGAUACUGACCAUCUCUAUUACCGAGAUUGCCCCGGGAUCCGGUACAGGGGCUUUCAGUUGAUGGACCUCCCUACCACAGAUAUAUCUAGGUACUUCCACAUUGCUGCAAAUUUCAUUGACGAAGGGAUAUCUAGAGGAGGUCGCGUGCUCGUGCACUGUAUGAUGGGUGUUUCAAGGUCGGCGACGUGCGCCAUCGCCUUCCUUAUGAUCAAGCGUGGAAUGACUUUGACUGAGGCUCUUGCUCUUGUACGCUCCAGGCGGGAUAUCCACCCUAACGAUGGAUUUAUCCGCCAACUGCAAGAGCUGGACAGGGAACUCCGCCUCUCCAGGGUCCGC